Molecule: messenger RNA, 1478 nt
Organism: Verruconis gallopava
Lineage: Eukaryota; Fungi; Ascomycota; Dothideomycetes; Venturiales; Sympoventuriaceae
Exons: 3
Coding region: 141-1373 (410 amino acids)
Biological process (GO): regulation of DNA-templated transcription
Molecular function (GO): DNA-binding transcription factor activity, RNA polymerase II-specific; zinc ion binding
Source: RefSeq, a predicted model, not a curated record
AUCUCCGUCAACUUUGAUUUGGAUUAUUUCAACGUUUGCAGGCUCAGGAACAUGUCGAAACAAUUUUAGAGAGAAUUUUUUUGAGCACGAAUUGGCGGGUGCGAGAGUCUUGACGAACGGUGCAUCAAUUCCUCCACAUCAUGUUCACCCGUCAGCUUCCUCGAAAGAAGAAGUCGUGCAGCCAUUGCGUCAAAGCGAAGCGGAAAUGCGACCUGGAGACACCGAAAUGCAGAAGAUGUGCUAAGCAAGACUUGCGGUGCGAGUACCCUUAUGCGGAACGCCAUAUUGGAAGUGAAUCUUCCUUUGUAACGGCAACGCCCAAUACGUCUAUGGACCGGAAACUUGCCCCGUCAUUCGACUGUUCUCCUCCGCUAGACUUCGCAGCCUCGACAUUGGACCCAUUUCUUUCCGAAGGCUUGGGGUUAACAAUGCCGUCUCUCGGGUGCUCAGAUUUGGACCCCCUCGGGAUGAUGUUGAUAUCGGAGCAACCAUUACUCGAAGUGGCGCACAUGCGGCAGAGUCCCACUGCGUUCAGCAUCUCCUGUCUAAACAGUUUCUCGUCUUCCCGCUUGCUGUAUGCCAUAGAUCUGAUUAAGAAAGCACCAGAAACUAUGGUCAUGAAAAAUCAGACUCCCUGGUCUCAUCCACGACUAUAUGACGAUGCUAUGCCUCGAUGCCUGUCAGAGGCAUACGCUGCCAGUGCCCUCUCCAUGUCACGAAACAAUACCAAUUCCGAAUUUGUUUCUAGACAUAUAGAGAACCGAUUUGAGGAGCUACUUCAAGCAGAAAUACCGGCCACGCUUAGCGGCGUUCUGUCUCACGCACAUGCUUUUAUUCUAUAUCUCAGUUUACAAGUAUUCUCCAACGACUUUCGCGCUCACGCUCAGGCACACCGCGCGCUUUCUCAAUUAGAAAUGUAUGGCUACAGACUUCAUAGUUUACUCAUAAAAGACGGCGGUCUUAACUUAGAUAUGCUUCCUGCAUCUCUGUCUCUGUAUCCCAUCGCCUCAGCGGCCAUUGCAUGGCGUUCAUAUAUUCUUCACGAAUCCGCACGCCGUACACUUCUCGUCAUAUUCUUCAUGACGACUCUCUGUAAUGCAUUGCGAGGCGAGCUCGGAUACUGUCACGCUCGAGGAGCCCUGUACACUUACUUGCUCGGAUCCGCACACCUCUGGAGAGCGUCAUCAGCAUUCGAUUUCGCCAAGUCUUGGAAUGAGAAAGAUCGUUUGAUCAUUGAUAACUUGGAUUUUGCGUCGAUGCUAAACGCUGCCAACCCAGACGACAUUGAUGACUUCGGACGAAUGCUCUUGGUUGCAUUGCUAGGAGUUGAUGAGGUGCGAGGUUGGUUCGCCAUUAAGGGAGGCGCUUUUUGACUUCGAAAUGAAAUUUACCAUCUUUGCCUUUGUCGAACCAGGUUUGCUACGGAGCAUGAAGCUUACGAAUCGUCACGACUGCGAGGUCUGUCGAUGUGCACAUAU